AAUUUUGAUAUACAUUUUCUCCAUAUUUACUUUUCUCUUCACAACAGAAUGUAUACUAAUUGAUGUGUUUUAUUCCUCUGCUGUGGAACCAAAACACACCAUGCACUUUUAGUUUGGGUUGCAAAUAUUGGGCUAGAGUCUCCCAGUGUUUAGUCAGGCAAACCUCAGAUGGAUUGCAGAACUGGGUCCAUUAUUUCCUGAGAGCAGCAAAGGAAAGAGCAGACUAGUAGGAAAUGUAAAAGAAAACCAAAAUCAAAUCUUUAUAGCCAGACACUGUGUUGCUUCAACCAUCCCAGCUAUUGGUGAACCACAUUAACUUUUAUGACUAAUGGAUAAAAACUAUUAUAUUAGCAGCCUCAACCUUGCUUUCCCAUGAAAACAGAAACAGAAAUACCACAUACUUUUUCUCUUACAUUUUUGCAAUUUUAAGGGUAUGUUGUACCACCCACUUUUUUAGGAGAAUGUUGUACCACAGAUAAGCUUUGAAACUACUAGUUAGGCAGCAACCUUAAAUUAUUAGCUGACCAGAAAUAUGCUUCAAAGGCCCAGAGCUGAGUAAGCAAAAUUGAUGUUUGCAAGUCCUAAGUAGCAAACACUGUGAUUUGAGCCAUUCCUGUGGCAUGCACUGCAGAUGCUGUUUCUUUUAAAAUAAAUAUAAUUUUUAAUACUAUGCAUUUGAUAAUCUUGUUUACCCUUCGUGAAAAUUUUACGGCACAGUUGCGUGCAUACUGAGAUAGAUUUAGAGCCACAAACCGUUUUCAUUCUGCUUAUCUAAUUCUCAUUGACACCUAUGUAUAUUAAGCAGCAGAUGCAGGGCAGCUUGAGAUGGAGUCUUCUCUCACUGACGCUGGUAUAAAUUCACGUUGUUCCCGCAACUAGCUGAGAGCUGGCUCCCUAAUACCUAAUGCUUAGUCGAUGCCCCAUGCCUAUUUCUUGUUGAAAGGCAAAGACUCGAGGCUGAUUUAUCUGUCGCCUGUCCAGGCCAGAGUGGGAGUCGGGUGUCUAGCUCCGUGACGUGUGGGAAAGCUUCUAGGAAAGACGUUCACAAGGGCCUGGGCCGCAGCCUCAGUGUGCUGGACUUGUUGCUAACGUUGCCCUUUGCCCUCGCAGAUAUGCCCUGUGUGCAAGCGCAGUAUAGCCCUUCACCGCCCGGUUCAAAUUAUGCAGCUCAGACCUAUGCGUAUGGCUCGGAGUACAGCUCAGAGAUCAUGAACCCUGACUAUGCCAAGCUGACCAUGGACCUGAGCAGUACCGAAAUCACCGCCACUGCCACCACCUCCCUUCCCAGCUUCAGCACCUUUAUGGAGGGUUACUCUGGCAGCUAUGAGCUCAAGCCUUCCUGCCUCUACCAAAUGCAAUCUGCCUCCUCUGGCCAGAGGCCCCUCAUAAAGAUGGAAGACACGCGGCUCUCCCCAUACCAGCCCUCACUGCCACCCUCCACGGAUGAGGGGAUGCCCAGCACUUCCAUGUACUUCAAGCAAUCCCCGCCCUCCACGCCCACCACGCCCGGCUUCCCCUCUCACCAGAGCCUGUGGGAUGAGCCCCCGCUGCAGCCCACGCAGACCUGCCUGCCGCCCAGCCACCUGAUGGACGCCGCGCCCAUGAAGACCGUGCCUCCGCGCUUCCCCCUCUUCCACUUCAAGCACUCGCCCCCCCACACGCCGGCCACGGCCACACACAUGUGCUAUGACCCUGCCUCCCUGAGCCUGCCCCUGGGCUCCGACAGACCCGCCGCCAGCCAGGCGCCCAUGGAGGGCCAUUCCUACGGGCUUCACCUGGCCAAAAGGCCAGCCACCUUAGCCUUCUCACCGCUCGGCCUCAACGCAGCCACCUCCAGCCUGAUGGGUGAGAGCAGUGGUGGCGGCAGCAGCGGCCUCCCAUCUCCACCCAGCAGGAGCUCCUCAUCCGGGGAAGGCACCUGCGCCGUCUGUGGGGAUAAUGCCGCCUGCCAGCACUACGGGGUACGGACGUGUGAGGGCUGCAAGGGCUUUUUUAAGAGAACAGUUCAGAAAAAUGCAAAAUAUGUUUGUCUGGCAAACAAAAACUGUCCAGUGGACAAGAGACGUCGUAACAGAUGCCAGUACUGCCGGUUUCAGAAGUGUCUCAGCGUCGGCAUGGUUAAAGAAGUCGUCCGUACCGACAGCCUGAAAGGGAGAAGAGGUCGGCUGCCUUCCAAACCAAAGAGCCCCUUACAACAAGAACCCUCUCAGCCCUCCCCGCCUUCUCCUCCCAUCAGCAUGAUGAACGCCCUCGUACGAGCUUUAACCGACUCCACACCCAGGGAACUUGACUAUUCAAGAUACUGUUCCACUGAUCAGGCCGCUGCAGGCACAGAUGCAGAACAUGUACAACAGUUCUAUAAUCUUCUGACUGCCUCCAUUGACAUAACUAGAGGCUGGGCAGAAAAAAUCCCAGGAUUUACUGACCUCCCAAAAGAAGAUCAGACAUUACUCAUAGAAUCAGCUUUUUUGGAGCUGUUUGUACUAAGACUCUCCAUCAGGUCUGAUACUGCUGAGGAUAAGUUUGUAUUCUGCAAUGGACUCGUGCUUCAUAGACUUCAGUGCCUUCGUGGAUUUGGGGAGUGGCUCGACUCUAUUAAAGACUUUUCCUUAAACUUAAAGAGCCUUAACCUUGAUAUCCCAGCCUUAGCAAGUUUAUCAGCUCUAACUAUGAUUACAGAACGACAUGGAUUAAAAGAACCAAAGAAAGUGGAAGAGCUAUGCAACAAGAUCACAAGCAGUUUGAAAGAUCACUUAACUUUCAGUUGCCAAAACAAAGGACAACCGCUUGAGUCUGCAGAGCCGAAGGUACUGGGUGUUCUGGCUGAUUUGCGUUCUCUCUGCACACUGGGACUGCAGCGCAUCUUUUACCUGAAACUGGAAGAUUUGGUGCCAGCCCCUUCCAUUAUCGACAGGCUGUUUCUGGACACCUUACCCUUCUGAGUCAAACCACCCUCCUGAAAGGCAAAUGCCCACCAGAGCAGGCAAACGGAUCGUGACUUACAGCUAACAUUUCUGCCCUCACUUAACAGAAAAGCAGCUCCGAGUCUAAAAUGAGGUCUUUUCUGGCGCUUUGUCCUUACAACCUGAGGCCUGAAACUUACUGGCUUACUGGUUUGGGGUUGUGUUCUUUGUUUUCUUUUGUGUGAUUUGGGUUUUUUAAACAGCUAAUAUGGCACUUUUGGACAAUGCUAUCCCAGCAGCAGUAAAAGGUUAACAUGACUGUUUUAAAUCUGUUGUUUAACACCUCAUGGUAUAUGAGGAAUAAAAUUGUAGAAGCUGUGUUUGAAAACAAGAACAGCAAAUAGUUGUUUGCCAGGGUAGUAUGUAUUUUGUGAGGAUACCUUUAGCAUACUUCCUGCAUCAAGGGCACAUACAUCAGCACAAUCUAAACAAAAAAUUCACUUUUUUAGCAAAGUACAUUCAAUUGAACAUUUCAUACAAAUCAAAUAUAGCAAAAUGACAAUGGCUGUUAGCUCCCAUGUUCAAGUGCAAUUUUUUAAAGUGCUGUCUUACCAAGUCUCGUUUAUUAACUAAUUUAUUUUACUAUGAAAACAAACGGAAGAAAUCAAGUGAGAAAAUUACAUGCACUAACUUACCUGACAGAGUUUUCCAAACUUGAUUCCAUGUAGCGUGACUUAUUGACAGAUGUAUGUGGAAGACACGGGAGCAAUUGUGCCUCAGUUGUUCCUUAGCUAAGGAAACCCGCGUAAGUAGUGAUUGGAGCAUACAGGGUCAGCAUCAGGGAUAGGUCAGUUCCAGACUUCUAACAUAAGUGACUAGUUAGUAAACAGACAGAAGAUGGUUUUCAAGAACAAGCAAGUCUUGUAAAAUAGUAUGAAUGUAAGUGCUAGGAAGGAUAUAGUGGGCUGCGUUUAAACAUUCCGUGUUCGUACUUCUUUUUGUAUGUUUAUACUGUUGAUGCCAUAUUAAUAUGAAAUAAUUUGUCGCAUAGUGUCUUUAUUUGUAUAAAUGUUUGUAUGCAUGGUAUAUUGUAAUGGCUUUGCCUGUAUUUAUUGCAAUGACUGCCAGCUCAUGGGAGCCCUGUUACACACGAUAACUAAAUGGGGUGUUCACACUGACUCAGAUACACCAGUUGGAAAACUAUAUACAUAUAUAUAAUGUGUAUAUAUAUAUAUGUAUAUACCUAUAUUUGUGUGCGUGUGUGUGUGUGCGCGUGUCUUUUUAUUAACCAUUUGUAUAUAAAAUAUCUUGUCAAAUCACAAGCAGAGUUAUUUUACAGUUUAUUUGCAGUGACUUCUAAGGCAGUACUGUUUAGCACUUUGAUAUUAAAAUCUUGCUCAUGUUUUGCUAAAUUCAAAUAAUAUUUAAGAAGUUUAGUUCUAAAAAACUUUAUAUGCACUGUAUUAAGUCAAAAUUUUGUUGGUCAUUUUGCUAAGGAAAUUUUUGAAUGUCAACCUGAUGUCACUGUAUCUUUUGUUAGCUUUAAACAUUCUAGCUUUUGUCUUUUUUUAAACUCUGCUGUUUAUAUGGAAAUUAAAUUAUACAAUCAAACAGAUGCCAAAUGAAUUGCCUAAUUGCUGCAAAGGAUAACCCAGAUAUUGAGUCACUGUAUGGUUUUCAAAUAGUAAUCUGGUAUUUUAUCACUUAACUAUGUUUGGAUGUGCUUUUAUGAAAAAAUUAUUCUUAUAUCAAGAUUUAUAGUAGUGUCAAUAGGGAAACAGACUUCUAAUCACUAUAGUUAAUAUUUCCAGUUUACCUGCAGAUAAUAUUUGGAAAAGUAUUGCUUUUUGUAUUGACUUUUAAGCUUAUGUGCAAACAUAAUAGCAUAAUUAAAUAUCAGAGAAGCUAAUGUUUCUUGUAGGUUGCUGUAACAAGCCUGACCAGCAAGACAAAUAUAUUUUGACUGAA
This is a messenger RNA of Falco peregrinus (peregrine falcon), 4871 nucleotides long. It is a transcript of the gene NR4A3, whose product is annotated as nuclear receptor subfamily 4 group A member 3. The record is from RefSeq and is a predicted model, not a curated record. Gene Ontology annotation, biological process: regulation of transcription by RNA polymerase II; cellular response to corticotropin-releasing hormone stimulus. The coding region runs from base 1113 to 2942 and encodes 609 amino acids. Gene Ontology annotation, cellular component: transcription regulator complex; nucleus. The transcript is spliced from 6 exons. NCBI's taxonomy places the organism in Eukaryota, Metazoa, Chordata, Aves, Falconiformes, Falconidae. Gene Ontology annotation, molecular function: zinc ion binding; nuclear glucocorticoid receptor binding; RNA polymerase II cis-regulatory region sequence-specific DNA binding.